AUGCUAAUGAUAGUAAUGAUAGCUACGACCAGUGCUCCGCUAAUCCUAGACAGACGCAACCGUAAUUAUCACACAGCCCCUGCACCUGCAGUACCCACACAGACAGACGCAAGCUCUAAUAGCCUCUAGCCAUGCAAAGGAGCGGCCACGGGGGAGCACGGCACAGGCAAGAAACCAAGGGGUAGAGCCGUAGAGCGGCGCCAAGGGCAACCAAGCUCCCACCACCACCAGUAUAAAAACCUACUCCGGCCUUCUUGUCUUUUGCCAUUCCAAGGUAGAAGAACAAGGGCAGCUUCGAGAGGGAGGCGAGAGAGGAGAAGGAGAAGGAGGAGGAGAUGGGGAGCAGCGCCAAGAAGCAGGAAGCCGUGAGGCGGUACGUCAGAUCCCGGGCUCCCAGGAUGCAAUGGACGGCCGAGCUCCACCGCAGCUUCCUGCAGGCCAUAGAGUGCCUCGGUGGAGAACACAAUGCCACUCCUAAGCUGGUUCUCAAGGUCAUGGGUGUGAAGGAGCUUACCAUAUCCCACGUCAAGAGCCAUCUGCAGAUGUACAGAGGCCCGAGCACUCGCAAGGCCAAGAGAGAGGCGCAACCAGGGCUGCAAAGGAGGCACUCAUGUGCCGCUGAUGAGCAAGGAGGAGCCCCCUUCAUGUGCCCACCUCUGAAAAGGGCGAGGACGGGGGCGGGGACAGAGGCCGCGGGCGAAGGCAUGCAAGGCGGCCAAAGCCAAGGAAUCAGUGGGAUGAAGACCAGCGGCGCUGUCAACCGGUACUGCAUUGAUGAUUACUACAUGCAAGCCAUGGCCAUGGAGAGGAGAAUAAUGGAGGGCCUCAGCGGCUGGCAGAGGGAUGCUGCUGCUGCGGCUGCUGUUUCCGACCUCCGGACCGUGGGAUGCUUGGAGCAAGGAUCCGGCGACUUUAAGCAGAUAAUCAAACCAGAAGCACACCACUACUAUCCUGGUCUUGCGGUGAAGAAGCAAGGACCCAAGGAGAAGGACGGCAACGGGACGGAGCAGUGCUCCCUGUCGCUGUCCCUUGGCCUGGACCCGAGAUGCCUCCGUGCCGCCGUCUCAUCCUCGUCGCCGAGCGAAGGGAGCUGCAUCGUCUCCUCGUCGCCGCCGCCGAGGAGGAGGAGCUCCAGCCACUGCUCCGGGCACUCCGGCUACUCCGACACCCAGGGCGUCAACUUGGACCUCUCCUUGUCCAUCUGCGGAUCUUAUUAGACGACUGGCCGAAAUUUUGUACAUCGAUCUAUCUGUCUGUCACUCGUUUUGGUGCAUGGUGCUAGGAUGAUUAGCUAAUGGCAGGUUGUUAGGUUAGGAUUAGGGGUUCAAUGACGUUUAGAGGAGUGUUAGCAGGUUACCAAGUUGCAAAGGCUAUCUUCAGCUAGUACCAAAGAGAGGGGGAAAAGGCGA
Messenger RNA from Aegilops tauschii subsp. strangulata, 1409 nucleotides. RefSeq names its product myb family transcription factor MOF1. The record is from RefSeq and is a predicted model, not a curated record. NCBI's taxonomy places the organism in Eukaryota, Viridiplantae, Streptophyta, Magnoliopsida, Poales, Poaceae. Gene Ontology annotation, molecular function: DNA-binding transcription factor activity; DNA binding.